AUGCUUCGACCUCUAAUCGUGCUAGCCUCUCUGCUGGCGUUCAGCAAUGCAUACAAGAUUCUAGUGGUGUUCCCCUUUCCAGCCAGGAGUCACUCCAUCCUUGGCAAUGGAGUCGUUGAUGCUCUUCUCAAGGGCAAUCAUGAGAUCACUCAUGUAACUGCAUUCCCUAGGAAGAAAAACUCGCCCAACCUCAGGGAGAUAGAUGUCAGCAAGAAUUUAGUAUUGAUACCAGAUACCAUGCGUAUGGUUGUGGACGCCUUAUUAAGGAAUACUAACUUUGAUAUCGAUAUAUCAGAAUUUGUUGUAAUUACUACAAAAAUGAUUUCUCAAACUAUAGAAAAUCCAGCAGUUCAAGAACUUUUUAAUAAUCCAAACGAAAAAUUCGACGCUAUUGUCAUAGAAUGGUUUUUCAAUGAUGCGUUAUCUGGGUUGUCCGCAAUCUUCAAAUGCCCCUACAUUUGGGUUUCCUCUGUGGAUCCUCACUGGAGAGUUUUGGCUUUGGUAGAUGAAAUGCCCAGCCCCACGUACACUCCCGACAUGACGUCCACUUCAGUCCCACCAUUCAAUUUCAUGCAACGCGCACAAGAGCUGAUGAUGCAAGUAAUGGGAUUGGGACUUAACUAUUUCGUCAUCAAUAACCUGCAACUUAAUGCUUACCAGAAUUUGCUAGUGCCAUUUAUUGAGAAGCGUGGAUACAAAGCACCUUCGCUAAACGAAGUUCUGUACAAUUCUUCUUUGUUACUGUCUAACUCCCAUCCUUCUAUGGGUACAGCUUUAAGCUUACCCCAAAAUGUGAAGGCCGUUGGUGGGUACCAUAUAGGCCGUGAUGUGAAACCUUUGCCCGAUGACCUAAAGAAAACACUCGACAAUUCCAAGGAUGGCCUGAUUUUCUUCAGUUUAGGUAGCAAUGUCAAAAGUGCAUAUUUACCAGACAAAGUAAAGCGAGAACUGUUGAAAGUGUUCGGUGGUCUGAAGCAGACGGUUUUGUGGAAGUUUGAAGAAGAACUGCCUGACACUCCUCCUAAUGUUCACAUAAUGAAAUGGGCCCCACAAACAAGUAUUUUAGCCCAUCCAAAUUGCAUAAUUUUCAUCACCCAUGGAGGUCUACUUUCCACAACCGAAGCUGUUCAUUUCGGAAAGGCCAUCAUUGCUAUACCGAUAUAUGCAGAUCAACCAACAAAUUCCAAGAGAGCAGUCAGUCAUGGAUUCGCCCUACAAGUUGAGCUAACAAUGAAUCUCGCAAAUGACCUUAAAGUUGCUCUUGAAGAAAUGAUAUCAAAUCCCAUGUAA
This is a messenger RNA of Zerene cesonia (dogface butterfly), 1290 nucleotides long. RefSeq names its product UDP-glucosyltransferase 2-like. Gene Ontology annotation, molecular function: UDP-glycosyltransferase activity. NCBI's taxonomy places the organism in Eukaryota, Metazoa, Arthropoda, Insecta, Lepidoptera, Pieridae. The transcript is spliced from 7 exons. Bases 1 to 1290 code for a protein of 429 amino acids. The record is from RefSeq and is a predicted model, not a curated record.